AUGGCCCAUUUACAGCUGCCUAGGCCAUCGGGGCAUACGGGAAGUGAGGAUCCAUGGCUUCUACCUCCCGAGAGUGAAAGGGGCGGCACACGGCCCUCUAGCUUUCGCGGAGUUAACCUGGACGACACCAAAACGUUCAACACCUUCGUCAUCUCACACCACAAGGACAACUUGAUCGAGAAAGUGGAGGAAACAACACCCCUGUUAGGCGGGCCCGGCCUAAUAAGCCGGUUCAAGCGGUUGAAGGAAACCCCAUCCACCACGGAAAGCGAUGCCUGGACGCGGCAAGAAGCCGGGGGGUCAAGCGACGGACCCCAUCAGAGCUACCGCAUCAGCUUUGCCGAGCUGCAGCGGAUGCACCUCCGCAAGCUGCAGUGCAAGCUGGUGAAGCACGUCGCGGAUAUGCGGUUCCGCAACAAAGAGCCGGACGACUGGGAGGCGGAUUUGCAAGCAUACACCAAGGCCCUCCAAGACUACGACUACAUGUCCCAACACAGCCUCCGCCUCCGCGACGACUUCCUCGUCACGGGCGAGCGCUUCAUCGACAGCUACAUCCUGCACAGCCUCCUCGACGACGACGCCACCCACGACACCAAACUGCACAACAGGCCACCCAUCCCCGUCCCGGGCCCCUGGGAGAGCGCGAGCGUGCCAAUCGGCGGCACGCGGACCGAGACGCGCGCCAAGUCCGAGCUGGCGCGGCUGCGCGACCGCGUGGUCAUGGCGUUGUUGGGGGGCGUGUUUUUGGUCGGGCCCAUGUGGUUGAUGAUGUUGCGGAGGACGCUGUAUAUGUGUCUGGGGGCGACGACCGUGUGUGUGGUGUUGUUUGGGCUGGUCAUGGCGUGGUUGUUGGAACGGCCGAUGGAGGUGCUGUCGGGGACGGCGGCGUACGCGGCGGUGUUGGUGGUUUUUGUGGGGUUGAAUAAUGCCGAGGGGGCAGGCGCGGCUACGGGGGGGUAG
This is a messenger RNA of Chaetomium globosum CBS 148.51, 960 nucleotides long. RefSeq lists its product as uncharacterized. NCBI's taxonomy places the organism in Eukaryota, Fungi, Ascomycota, Sordariomycetes, Sordariales, Chaetomiaceae. Bases 1 to 960 code for a protein of 319 amino acids. The record is from RefSeq and is a predicted model, not a curated record. The transcript has 2 exons.